AUGCCACCGAAGGAAUCUUCCAACUCGCAACAGCAGGGUCAAGGGCAAAAUGCCUCUACGACUGGUCAUCAAACCUUUGGCGCCAAUGUUGUACCUUCAGGAUCUCAGGGUCAGCCGUUCCGCGGUGGUAAGCAGCAGGAUAAUGAAUCAGGAAGGGGAACGCCUCCUCCCUCAAGCGCCGCCGGUGAGAUGACGGAAGAAGAGAUAUUGCAGUUGCGCAAAGAACAUGAUAUUUUGCGCGAAAAAUAUCAAAAGGUCAAGCGCUACUUCUUUGACCAGCAAUCACAGGUCCAUCAGCUUCAAAACACAAUUGCUCAUCAACGUCUUUCUCAAUCCCGCACCUCCCUCGACGACAGCGAGUAUUCGUCUCGCUUCAAUCGAUUGGAUGGUUUGAUAUCGCAACUCGCAUUCGUAAUUCGCAAGGAUUGGAAGAGCAUUCCCGAAUGGCUGCAUCGGGCCGUCAACCGCGAUGCCGUGACCAUUGGCAAGCAGGAAAUGACCGCCGUCGGCCGUGCCUUCAUCAGCAAUUGGCUCGUGGACGAGAUUUUUAACAAAUACUUCCACCCGGAUCUCGAGACCAACCUGUCCAUGCAGUUGAAGAUAAUCAACACCAACAUUCGGAAAUCCGCGCCACUGGCUCAGACGAGUGAUGAGGAGGAAGCUCUCACGGCAAAGGUCGUCAACUGGCGCCUAGCAACCCUUGACGGGCUGGGUGAACACCUGCGCGCCCCGCAGGCACACACGAACCGCGAGAGCCUCAUCGCCAUACUCAACGAGAAGUUGAUAGGCACCCUGCAGAUGUACCUUAAGGAGCCCGCACCUCCAGACCUGCAGAGCAACGUGCCGAUGAUCAUCGAACUCGCCAUCAACAUCGCGGCGCACCUCCCGCUCGAGAGCCGCGACGUAUGCAUCGAGUACUACCCACCAGGCCAUGGCAUCAUGGGCGAGCAGAUGAAGAUCGAAAGCGGGGUGCCAGCGCUAGUAGCGCCACUAGCCGAAGGCCUAUUUGGUGGACCUGGCAAAGACGAUGCGGCAAGCGUGGCCAGCGCGACGAGUUUUGGUGGUGACGGUGGCAACGGCGCCAACAAGUCGCAGAGCGCGCCCCAGCAGGAGACGAAGCGCUCGACUGGCCGGAACAUGUUCUCGGGCUUGAUGGGCGGGAAGCCGAAGGCGGCGACGGUGCCGCUGCAGCAGCAGCUUGGUGGAGGGAAAGCGGGCGGCGCUGGCGGCAGCCAGGUCAGCCUCUCGACGCCGGGCAGUGCGGGCGGGCCGGCGAAGGAAGAGCAGCCCCCGAGGGUGCGUAUUGCGGCGGGUGUGAGCGUCCGGAUUUGGGGCCGGAGCGUGCUGGUGAAGGCACCGGUGUUCCCGACGUCCUGA
Messenger RNA from Aplosporella prunicola CBS 121167, 1377 nucleotides. RefSeq lists its product as uncharacterized. Bases 1 to 1377 code for a protein of 458 amino acids. NCBI's taxonomy places the organism in Eukaryota, Fungi, Ascomycota, Dothideomycetes, Botryosphaeriales, Aplosporellaceae. The transcript has 3 exons. The record is from RefSeq and is a predicted model, not a curated record.